GCCUACUUAUCUACACAACAACAAGAUCGAGAGCACUCAGGUCGGCGACAGAUUCAUUAAUUGACACAUCCUGAGAGAUUACAGGGCCAAGUCCCAUCAUCUUUUUUUGGAUAUAGAUGAUCUUGCUGCCAUCAUGCAUAACAUUUCAAUCGUUCCUACGCCGGAAACUCAAAUCUUUUAUCCGAUUGGAAACACGCCAGCCGUUAAUCUUCUCGAAUACCACGCUCCUAAUAAAAGUCUGAUCAGGAGGUAACAGAUAUACUUCUUCUCGCCUGUGGAGAUCCCAGGAGUAUCUUGUAUUCGCUGUUCUGCGAAGACAAACCAGGCAAUGAGAAGUUUAAUUUUGUGUGUUGUGAUAUCGAUCCGGCUGUUUUAGCUCGCAAUAUUGUUUUGUUCUCUCUCGUCGUCGAUAAUGCCGCGUCGUAUGGCUCUCAAUCCCCACACGAUGGAACAAGAGUUGGUGCAAUCUGGAACCUGUUUUACCACUUCCAAAUCCCCAAAGAGGAUUUGAGGCUCUUACAGGACCAAUCUGAAAAACUUUUGUCCUUAUCUCAAUCGCUAGAGGCAUGGGCAGAAUCUCCCUAUUCUAGCAUUACUUUUGUUAGCUUGCAAACUCUUGAGGAGGUUCGAAAGAUCUGGGAGAAAUAUGCUAUCCAGAGAAGUGCACAAGAGCAGCAGAAAUAUGAGGCAUCUAGAUGGGACACUAUCUUAGGGAUACGCCGGAAAUUCUCUAACAAUGGAGGAGCAUGUGUGACUUUCUCUGCAGGGGUACACUGGUUUGCAGGCGCAAAUCCAUCUUGGGAUGCACUCAAGGGCUAUUGGAAAACAGGGGUGGUUGCUGGGAACGAAGGUGAUGUUAAAGCACUUGGCCCCGACAAAAAAGGAGUUUUGAAUCCAACCUUUAUGGUAUCAACCAUGUCCGAGAAGUUCAUCGUUCCGUACACCAGCGAUCCUUUGUCGGCAUAUCACGUUCCACAGGUAUUCGACAACCCUCUAAGUGAAAAGAAAUGUAUGGAAGCCCUAGCAACAUCCGCAAAACAAGAUUUUGCGCAAUGGUGCAAAGCUUUUGCACAGUACGCGACCGCGGGAUCCGUUGUGAUCAAUGUAUAUAUGGGAGAUGCGAUCACCUUUGCUUACGAGCUAGCAUCUCGUGGCCGGUCGAGAGCUACAUCCGUUGUUACCCGUCUCUAUUCGAAUCAAUGGUCUAUAAAACCAAUGUUGUUGGAUGGUCCUGGUGCAUCACUUUUACCCCUAUCUUUCGAGGUCGUCGAUACUUCUAAUAUUGUGGAUUACUAUGGACAUCUCAAUAUUCUGCCCGCUACAGUGCCCAUUCUAUCUAAAACUCCCAGUUCUGUUCUAUAUACUGAAAGUUUGCGGAUCUCUACUCUUGACUUGAAGCAAAACUUGAAGGCUGCACUCUUGAUGGAUGUCAAUCUGGCUUCGUUGUUGUUCGGGCUGACACCGUUUGGUCAAAUCAUGAACUAUACUACCUAUAACAAUUAUAGCGAGGAUAUGACUCAACAGACGUCUACCCAUCGCUAUCGAACCCGGCUACCCUGGAGAUUUCCAACAUUUGGAGACCAUCACUGUUGUUCUGCAUCUAGUCAGUCUAUCAAAAUCGAAGUUGAUGCAGAGGAACUCUCUCAAUUAUGCUUCGAUAUAUACAUGAAGAUGUUCGCGAUUGAAAACCUUGCAAACCGCCUCAAACCAGGAGUCCGACCUUUGCGCAGUGAAACGAUGAAUCUUUACUCACGAUUGAGUUUUGUUAAUAUCCUACAUCUUAUUAAGCAAAAUACCACAACUGAUUGGAUGACUUUCUGCACGAGUCUACGGAUGAAAAUUGCCGCUGAUAAAGUAUCUCACAUUGGGGCUAAAACAGUCUUGGAAAUCUUCACGCACAUUGAUAUCUCCAAUUUUAUGCCGGGGACUAGAGGCUAUGAUACUGAAUACUAUUCUUAUGUCACAAUGGUGGUGCCUCGGAGCGACCUUGAAAUAUUUCUCGAUCCAGACUCUACACCUCAUCCUGGGCUUCAUGCUUACAUAUUCAGACGCAGUACCAACGAGAACGAUCUUUUCUUUUCCAUAGACGGUUUCUUUGGAACUCUCAAACCACAAACAGACCCUGAAUUCUGUGGAGAAUUCAUCGAAGAUCCACAAGGCUGGGCUGGUGAUUCCGAUCUGAUUAUUUCGUUUCCCGUACCUGCUCACAUAGUGAAAGGAAAGAAAUGGCAAAUUGGACUAUGCGUUACCAUUGAUUUGAACGGGACAGGGUACAUGAUGGAAUUGGGACCAGAGAUGGUAGUUUCUUCGGUGUCUGGGAAGAACAAAAAUCGAGUGACUGUUUCCAAGGUGCCUCCUGGAAUUCCUAAAUCUCGUUUACAGCCCGCUCCAGAGAUCGCCUCGGAACAAUCCUCAGUUGAACAAUCCGACAUCUCCGAGAGCCGAAUCACUAUAGCGGCUACCAAGCUUAACGAGGCCGUUGCAUUGCAGGCAACAUACCGUUUUGUAGACGGUACUGACGAAACCAAAGCACUACAAAAAGCUGCCCUCGUUACGCUUUCUGACAUUACUCCAUGCUCUAUACUCUUAAAUAUUGGAGAAUUCAGUCAUCGACUUAUCUUUCCAUACCCGAUAGAUGGAUCUAAAGCGACAACGAAGAUUGCUAGAAAGAGCCUUUGGAUUCAAGUCAACGUCCCCCUCGCAUCAACUCUGAGAUCCGGCGGUUAUGAGCGGAACCCCUUCCCGGUCAUUACCUCUCGAUCUAGCCAGCCGGCAAUUUGGGCUCUUCCCCGAAUUAAUCUCUCUACUCUUCCGUUAGUAACGAGUAGCAAUCCAGAUUGGUUGGAGGAUGUAGACGAACAAGUUUAUAGCGCUCGUGAGAAACGCAUGCUUGGCAACAAAAUGUCAACCGGUGAUUUUCCAAACGCCCUUCUCCAGUUCAAACAUACGCUGGCCGAGAUAAUGGUACACAUGAAUACAACCAAGCUUUGUGGUAUCUCCGUCAAAGGGGCUACUUUGAGGGAAAAUCUUUGCGAUUUGCUGUUAGUUACGAAUGGACUUCGCCACAGCCGCGAAACAAGCUCACUGGUGUUCGACGGCUGGGUCAUCUCCGAUGUUCUCGGUAAACCUAUGCCUCCCGCACUGUUGCAUUUUAUGAGCUAUCCAGUUUCUCGCAACGAGCACAUUUUGUGGAAGAAAAUGGUACCUGCAGCGGUAGAGUCAUGUCGUCGGGAUUGGGAACAUGAUUCAUCCUGCGCGUAUCGAGAUGCUCAAGCCCCUCUCUCUAUUGAGCCUCAUAUAUCCCCGAUAUGUAAGUGUGGUGAAGGAAAAGAUGUCGGAGAUUUCCCGGAAGACUCGAUGAUUGAACCGUUGAAAAGUAGAGCUACGAGAAUCGCAUUUCCGUUAUUGUCGGCAGUCUCUUAUGUGGAAGCCAUGGAUCCACCGGAAGUGUCACUUUAUUAGAUCACAAGUUACCUCUUAUCUUCUUCAUGAGUUCUUCCAUCUCUUUAAGCUAGAAAUAGAGCCUUUCUUUUUAGUCCAGAAUAUUACCUGAUAACAAUCCCUGAUGUUAUUAUUUGUGCUGUGUAACAAAGUUCUAUUCUCGAAACUUUCCAAGACUUUAAGAAUAAAGUUGACAAGGUGAUGCAAACCAAAACAUCAAUAUAUUGAUUUCA
Botrytis cinerea B05.10 is the source of this 3674-nucleotide messenger RNA. RefSeq lists its product as hypothetical. Bases 904 to 3462 code for a protein of 852 amino acids. The transcript is spliced from 3 exons. Lineage: Eukaryota; Fungi; Ascomycota; Leotiomycetes; Helotiales; Sclerotiniaceae. The record is from RefSeq and is a predicted model, not a curated record.